Conger conger (European conger) is the source of this 3183-nucleotide messenger RNA. RefSeq lists its product as uncharacterized. Gene Ontology annotation, molecular function: double-stranded RNA binding; tRNA binding; nucleotidyltransferase activity. NCBI's taxonomy places the organism in Eukaryota, Metazoa, Chordata, Actinopteri, Anguilliformes, Congridae. The transcript is spliced from 9 exons. Gene Ontology annotation, cellular component: cytoplasm. Gene Ontology annotation, biological process: regulation of translational fidelity. Bases 123 to 2726 code for a protein of 867 amino acids. The record is from RefSeq and is a predicted model, not a curated record.
GGGUGUGCACGCAUGCAUGGCUCUGUGAAGUGACGUAAAACUAGCGGUGUUUAAAAUGACAGCGACAGUUGUCUGAGUUUGAGUAAAACCUGAACCCUUUUCGUUGCCAAAGAGAAGUCGCGAUGGCGGAGCCGCGAGUAGAAAUCGAGUCGCUGCAUUUCUCCGUUGGUAUUUUGGGAAUCACUGGAGGUUCUUUACUGCUGCUAGUGAACGAUUAUGCACACUCUUCCGGAAACGACUUGAUCCCCAGUACUGCACUGGGAGUACUGCUACUCAUCAUUGCUGCCCUCUUGGCAUAUGCAGGAGUGCGGCGCAGCCUGUCCCACUCCCCGCUCUUCGUGUCUCUCUGUCUCUCCAUCUCCGCCCUGUGGUGUGGCUCAGGGCUGGUGUACAUUUUGGCAGGGGAGGGGGUAGUGAAUGGAGAGGCAGGGCUCAGGACGGCCAUGGUACCUGGGCUGGCUGCUUUCUCGCUGGUGCUGCUGGUCAUGGGGGUGGUGGGGGUUCUGCAGAGGGAGGUGGUCCUCUCCAUCAUCGCCUUCUCCAUCAGCCUGGCCUGCGCCCACCAGAUCGCCGGCCUGUUCGACGUGGGCUUUGGCCUGGGCGCCACCGCUGCCAACUACCUCCUGGUGUGCCUGGUGGGGGCGUACUUCGGAAGUGGCCGCCUGCUCAACUACAUCACCAAGGGGAAGGUGCAGCCACCAGGAACGGGUCUGCAGAAGAAGAGCAAGCUGACCCCUUCGCAAGCCCAGGAGCGCAAUGAUGCCGUGCCUACCGGCCUGGUCAUGAACCUGCUGUCUGCCAGCGUGCUGGCCUGCCCCCUGCUGGGCGUAGUGCCUCAGCUCACCCCCGGCCUGGUGCCAUGGCUGUGGAUGGCGGGUGUGUAUCAGCUAGGUGUGUGCAUCCUCUCCUACCGUGCCAUGGACACUCUGGCCGCCACCUUCUAUGGUUACACGUCAGUGCUGAAGUUUGCAGAGGGGUACAGCCUGCUGCUGAGUGAGUUCAACCACCAACUGUACUCUCCCGUGCCAUUCCCCACCGUCUUCUCGGUGCUGUUCUUCAUCCUGGCCUUGUUCAGCACACAGAAGAGCCUGGUGGAGUGCCUGUACCAGCUGUUCUAUGUGGCCUACUGCAUCGCCAUUGCUGCACAGCCACUGGGGUUCUUUCAGGCCGGCACACAGGGGGUGCAGGCAGCCAUCUUUGUUGCAUCCGCCCUCAUGCUGCUGGUUACCCUGCACAACAUGGUGUCACCUUGGAGGGUGCCCACAGGCGAGGGCCUGCUGAAGGCAGCGCUGACCCGCUCCCGCCACCUGAUCCUACGACCCCACGACAAGGACCUGCACGCCCCCUACCUGGGCUACUCCAAAUACGCUGAUGCUGAGGUGCUGGGUCAUGGCUGCAGUGUCCUUGCAGCCUUCGCCAUUACUGCCACGGUGGGUGCCAGCGGGCCCCUGGACGUGCUGAUCCUGCCGUGGGCCGUGGUGGCGGGUGGAGCCCUGCAGCUGCUGUGUGGCUCGGUGGCUUUCGCUCGGGGGAAGACGCUGGAGAGCACUGCCUUCAUCCUGUACGGCAUCAUGUGGACGGUGUGGGGGCUGACACGCUACGGCGGGCUCUACGGCGCCACCCGGGGGUUCAACGUGGCGGUGGGCAUUAUCUGCUUCAUGCUCUUCAACUGCUUCGUGACGGCCGGUGCUCUGUUCCUCAGCAAGGCCUGGUUCGCUUACGCCUUCACUUUCCAGCUCAUCCUCAUCAGCUUUCUGCUGGAUGCGGUGGAUGCCUUGCCUUAUGGUUACGAUAUCGCCGUCACCAUCAUCUUCGGCCUGGUUAGCUUCUAUUGCUUCCUGGCCAACCUGUUCAACAGCAGCUUCCAGAACCCACAGCUGCCCCUGGGCGACCCCUUCAUUAAGCUGAGCGGCUUUGGCGGGGGCAGGGAAAACUGCCCACAUGUGCCUGCACGGAAAGCCACCUCUGUUCAGCAGAUCGCAGAGAUCCUAAAGAAUGGUGGCACUUGUGGGAUGCCCACGGACACAGUGUACGUGCUUGUGGCAGCCUGCAACAGGCCUGAUGCAGUGGAGAAGGCCUACAAGAUUAAAGUGCAUGCCCAGGAUCGGCCCAUGUCCCUGUGGAUCUCCAGCAUUAAGCAACUAGAGCCUGCCAGACACCUGAUCAAUCCAGUGCUCUGGGACUUCAUGGAGGCUGCCUGGCCAUCCUCCAUCAGCAUGGUCAUCCCCAGAGGUACCUGGUUGGAUUGUUUUGGUCUGGGAGAAUCUGCAAAGUACAUCGGCACACCACAGAGCAUCGCUAUCCGAAAUCCAGACUGCACUGUGGCCACGCACCUCAUGGAUCUGGUGGGGCCCAUUGCUACAAUGUCAGCUAACCCAACAGGGGAAGCUGACACAACUCAUCAUAACCAAGUGUAUGCCAAGUUGGGGGAUAAGGUGGAUGGUGUGCUGUGUGAUGGCCCCUCACCAGAGAACAUUGCCUCUACAGUAAUAGACUGCACCAAGAUUGAGAGCGGCCACAUUGGCUUCUUCAGAGUUGGUGUCAUACCUAAGUCUCAGGUGCUCCGGAUUUUUGAGGAGGUGCAGAAGAAACACAUGACAGGGCAGGAGAAUCCUACCUUUGAGCCAGAUGUUUUGGAGCCCAGUGAGGAGAAGAAGGAGGAGCUUGAGAUUGAGACAACAAACCCAGCAAACCUUGGCCCUGUGAAAGAAGAGGAUGAGUCCUAGUCCUGUAGCUCCUGCUGUAUAUACAGUAUGGGACAGUCAUGUGAAUUAGUGGUAAAAGAACAGAACCACACCACAAGGUAGCCAGUUCAAAUUUCCUGUGGGGAUGCUAUGCUACAGUACCUCUCAGCAAGGUAGUCAACCAGAACUGCAUACAUAAAAACAGUAUAGUUAGUGUAGUGUUUAUAAAUGAUAUGUAUGCAUUAACAUUUAACUAUAUACUUUAUCUUUCCUGUAUGCUUGGUCUACGGACAAUUGAUUCUAUCCUCAGGCUUACUAAGAGCAGUAAUUUAUUACAUAGAUAUGAUGAGAAUAUUUUUAUUGAGCUAUUUGUACAAUUUGAAGAAAUAACGUAAAGUCAUUUUGUACCCUAUUCUGUAAUUGUACUAUUCUAUACUGUGUAAACAUGUUUUGAUGGUGUUAAACUUGUUUGUCAAGUGCAAAUAAAAACAAAAAACAA